This is a messenger RNA of Notodromas monacha, 1484 nucleotides long. The record is from the annotation of a GenBank genome assembly. Lineage: Eukaryota; Metazoa; Arthropoda; Ostracoda; Podocopida; Cyprididae.
UGAUUCUAUCGAAUUCAAUUAGUGCUUCUUCCAGGGUCGUUGGCCGUCGCGGAUUUGUGGUUCAUUUCGAGGCAGCGUUUUCCUCGGAAAUUUCUGGUCUUAGAUGUUAUCAGUGGUGAAGGGUGACUGCCUUUACUUUGCAAGCGGGAAGACCCAGUGCGCCAAAGCGGGGGUUGACUCGUACAAAUGAGCUGUAUCUCUGAAGAAGCGAAACGUAGUGGGUGUUUUGUGGGCGAGCAUUCGUCGCGAAGGAAGGAAGAGACCGCUGGAUGCGUGCAGUAAGCAAUACUAUGUCAUCGGAAUAUGUUGUCAUUGUGGCAGCAGCUAGAACACCCAUUGGUAGCUUCCUUGGAUGUCUGAGUCAUUUGGAAGCGCAUGAGCUCGGGGCUGUCGCCAUAAAAGAGGUUUUGCGUCGAGCUGCUGUGGAAAUGGAUGAAGUUAGUGAAGUUAUCGUUGGACAAACCUUGACAGCUGGCAAAGGCAUGAACCCCGGAAGGCAAGCCGCAGCCUUAGCUGGUAUACCAUAUGAAGUCCCAGCAUAUACCAUCAACAUGUUGUGUGGUUCCGGUCUUAAGGCCAUAAUGUUGGGAGCCCAGUCUUUACGAGCCGGUGACGCAAAUGUUGUCGUUUGUGGUGGACAGGAAUCCAUGAGUCGUGCAGAGCAUACGAUGUAUGCCCGAAACCCAUCAAAAUUUGGCGACGUGACGAUUCGUGAUUCAUUGAUUAGUGAUGGCCUGCAGUGCCCGCUCGCCGACACACAUAUGGGCGUGACAGCGGAAAACGUGGCAAAAGCGUGGAACAUAUCCCGCAAUGAUCAAGAUUUCUUCGCCGUGCAUUCGCAACAGAAGGCGGCCAAAGCCCAGAAAACUGAGGUUUUUGAUGCCGAGAUCAUCUCUGUGGAAGUUGGGUCUGGGAAAUCAGUUCACAUGGACGAAUUCCCCCGUCCUAAUACUACAACAGAGAGCUUGUCAAAACUAAAACCAGCUUUCGUUACCGAUGGAACUGGUACCGUUACCGCGGGAAACGCAACGGGUUUGAAUGAUGGAGCAGCAUUCUGUGUGCUAAUGCAAGAAGCCGAAGCACGUAAGCGGGGACUUCAGCCUUUGGCAAGGAUAGUUUCAUACUCGCAAGUCGGCGUUAAUCCGCAGAUUAUGGGCAUCGCUCCUGUUCCUGCUGUUCUGGCAGCUCUUUCGAAAGCGGAUUGGACCACCGACUCCGUGGAUUUGUUCGAGUUCAAUGAAGCAUUUGCCGCGCAGAGUCUUGCUGUUAUUCGUGACUUGAGUUUGAAAGAGGAGAAGGUGAACAUUUGUGGCGGUGCGAUUGCUUUGGGGCAUCCUCUCGGCGCCUCUGGUGCAAGGAUCUUGACUACUCUUGUCUACGCCAUGAGGUCCCGCGGCGCCCGCCGAGGAGUUGCCGCAUUAUGUGUCGGUGGAGGAAUGGGCGUGGCGAUGUGCGUGGAACGACCGCCAGAAUUUGAUGGCUAA